UGAACCCUAAAAGACUAACAGUGUCCAAUAGAUUAAGAGGUAAGUGUAAUUAUGGCAACUGGUAACCUUCAUAGGUCCUCAGAACCAUAGCAAGGUACAUAAAUUAGCAGUUGAUAUGAAAGUGUCGUCCUCAAAACCCAAAUUUGGGAUGAAAAUGGUCAACUCUAUCAAGAAAAUCAGUAAUAGACCUUAUGCUUCAGGACCUAAUGAGGACCUCAAAAGCUCGAAAUUUCCUCAAAAAUCAGCAAAGAUUUUUCAAUUCCCUCCCUCCAGAACUAGCAUGGAGAUUUGUAACACCAUCGACUCAGGUUCUAAAAAAGAAGAUCUGCAAAUUAUAGGACGGUCUAAACUCUCUGCAGAAGAGGUACUUCCAAGAGCCAAACCAUCUACAGCUAUUGGGAUGAAACGAGUGGGCAGCAUGCCCCAGCUCCAUAAUUUUAGAAAAUCGAAGUCUAGACGAAUGAAAAGAGUUGAUAAAAUGACCUAUGAAGAUAUCAAUGAACUUAGUAAGAGAGUUCUCAUAGAAGACCUACAACGAAAAUGGAUUAAGAGAGAAAGAGCCUCGAUGACUCAAAGAGAGUCCCAAAAAUAGACAGAUAUUAAGUUCUAACGAAGCAGGAUAUGCAGACCCUAUCUCACUAAUUGCUAAAAAGGAUUAUUUCAAAAGACUUGGCAUGCAAUAUAAUUAUGGAGAAGGGAAAUAAGCUGAGUCUCAAUGUAAAAUCAAUCUUUGACAGAAUGGCUAAGUCGAAUCUACUGAAAAAGGAGAGCAAAACUAUUGAUAAGAGGAUCCAUAGUUCGUUCGGUCGCAAGUCUAGCCACUCAAAUAGCGAUAAAAAGACCAUAUUCUCCAAAAGAAAGGGGUCAGCAACCUCAAGGUAUAACCCAGAUUACUCCCCACAGAAGAUUUCUCAAAUAAACUACGGUGAAAAUUUUACUAAAAUGCUGAAAGAGACGAUCAUCAAGGAUAUUCAGAGUGACGUGUUCAGAGAGAUGGCCCAGGCUGAAGGAGGGGUGCCAAAAGCAAUGAGAAAUUCCUACUUGCCUUCAAACUUCAGGUCUACCACCAAAGCGAUCCCAUUGACCAAGAAAAUUAAUAACAAGAUUGAUUUGCACAUCCAGAAACAUCAUUUGGUAUUGGAGAAGUGAAUAUUGGACAGAGCCCAGGUGCAGAAUAUGGUUGAGUCAGAAAGCUCGACUUAGAUCUCUGGAUAACAAGAGAUAAACCACCAUUUGUAAUGCU
This is a messenger RNA of Moneuplotes crassus, 1243 nucleotides long. The record is from the annotation of a GenBank genome assembly. Lineage: Eukaryota; Ciliophora; Spirotrichea; Euplotida; Euplotidae.